AUGUACCUGUCACCUAUCGUGCCUGUGAUCUUUCUCGGUAUUUGCCCCCUCUUCCUCUUGGCCUCCUACUACUUUCGGGACAUCCCGAGCAAGGCUUUCCCGCAUAUCAUCGAUGACGCCCGGGCCAGCGACAUCUUCUUGCAGUUGGUGCUUUACGCACAUGUCGCCUUCUACUUGUUCCCUUUAGUGCUCUUUGGUGCUUCGCAAACGAUCGCCGAAAGCUUGGUCGUGAAUGUGUUGACAUAUUCAACGGCCUAUCUUCCCUUGCUGGAAGAUGAUCGCCUCCUCACUUGCAUCUUCGCCACCUACGCAGUCUUUGCUGGCGUGGUGGCAGCUUCGUCGGAGACAUCCUUCACAGAAGGGAUGAAACACAUGCUCCUUCAGAACUUUGGCUACGCGUUCCUGAGCCGAUUCCUCGUCUUCUCCUUCGACUCACGCUUCUCGCCGACUGCAUUCGCAGCUGCAUGUUGA
This is a messenger RNA of Symbiodinium necroappetens, 471 nucleotides long. NCBI's taxonomy places the organism in Eukaryota, Dinophyceae, Suessiales, Symbiodiniaceae. The record is from the annotation of a GenBank genome assembly.